AUGCAUUUCUCCCUUUCUUAUUAUCGGGAUGCCGGUCAAUUACCAGGGCCUCUUCCUGAUCAGAAUGAGAUUGAACGGGCAACACAAAUCCUCCCCAAGAGAUCAGAUUACGGUGGGCGCCUAGUCGUUAUCAGAGAGAACUAUGUUGUGAAAUAUGGCCCGCUCGUGACCGAAAACAAGGGAUAUACUCUACUUUUUGUUGAAAAACGGCUUAACAUCGCAGCGCCACGACUUUACGCCAUGUACUGCGAUCGGGACAUCCUGUAUAUCGUCAUGGAAUACAUCCCAGCAUUUCUCUAG
This is a messenger RNA of Penicillium robsamsonii, 300 nucleotides long. Its product is annotated as Phosphotransferase enzyme family protein. Bases 1 to 300 code for a protein of 99 amino acids. The record is from RefSeq and is a predicted model, not a curated record. Lineage: Eukaryota; Fungi; Ascomycota; Eurotiomycetes; Eurotiales; Aspergillaceae. The transcript has a single exon.